AUGUCAGAUUCAGAUUCAGAGAUCGAACUUUCGUUAUCUUCUAAUGCUCUUGCAGCAUUGCAAGAAUUCAGACAAGAAGAGCAGGAAAGACAAGACAAGUUUCAACAAUUGUAUAAUAAGGCUGAUGAAGAAUUUGAACGAAACAAGAAGCAACAGGGUAUGAUGCUCUUUAAAGAAGACUGGCAACUCUCACAAUUUUGGUAUAGUGAUGAAACCGCUGAGAUAUUGGCUGAGUCAUUGUUAGAUGGUGCAGAUGAAGAUACUACUAUUGCGAUUUUAAGUGCACCAUCAGUUUAUGCUGCUAUUCAAAAAAUGGAAGAGGAUAAGAUUCCUACGAAAAACAUAUAUUUAUUAGAAUUUGACAAGAGAUUUGAACUCUUAGCAGGUUAUGAUUAUUUCGUUUUCUAUGAUUACACACAUCCGCUUGAUUUUGAUGGUAGGUUAAAAGGUAAGAUAGACAGGUUGUUAAUUGAUCCACCUUUUCUAAACGAGCACUGUCAAACCAAUUCGUCCAUUACUGCAAAAGCACUUUUAAAACCAGAAAACAAAGAAAAAACCAAACAUGGGUGUUUAAAGAACCGUUUAGUUUCUUGUACUGGUGAAAGAAUGGCAUCAGUUAUCAGUAAAGUCUACCCAGACACCAAAAGUACGUCUUUUUAUCCUGAACAUGCAAAUGGUUUGAGCAACGAAUUCAGAUGUUAUGCAAAUUUUGAAUGGAAAAAGUGGAAAUUUGUUAACUAA
Messenger RNA from Eremothecium cymbalariae DBVPG#7215, 741 nucleotides. It is a transcript of the gene EFM5, whose product is annotated as protein-lysine N-methyltransferase. Lineage: Eukaryota; Fungi; Ascomycota; Saccharomycetes; Saccharomycetales; Saccharomycetaceae. The transcript has a single exon. Bases 1 to 741 code for a protein of 246 amino acids. The record is from RefSeq and is a predicted model, not a curated record. Gene Ontology annotation, molecular function: protein-lysine N-methyltransferase activity.